CGCGCGCUUCCGGGACAGGGGUGGAGCGCCGGAAUUGCGUGGCCGCGGGGCCAUGGCGGCGCUGGUCGUCCUCUGUCUGCUGCUGCAGGCGGUGUCCUGGCCGCUAAUCUGGGCCUCAGGCGAGGAGUUCUGGCCCGGCCAGUCCGCCACUGACAUCCUGUUGGGAGCAGCGUCCCGCAGACGGUACCUGCUGUACGACGUCAACCCCCCAGAAGGCUUCAACCUGCGCAGGGAUGUCUAUAUCCGUGUGGCCUCCCUGCUGAAGACCCUACUGAAGACUGAGGAGUGGGUGCUCGUCCUGCCCCCCUGGGGCCGCCUCUAUCACUGGCAGAGCCCCGACAUCCACCAGGUCCGGAUCCCCUGGUCUGAGUUUUUCGACCUUCCGAGUCUCAACAGGAACAUCCCAGUCAUCGAGUAUGAGCAGUUCAUUGCAGAGUCUGGCGGGCCCUUCAUCGACCAGGUGUACGUCCUGCAGGGUUACGCAGAAGGCUGGAAGGAGGGAACCUGGGAGGAGAAGGUGGAUGCACGGCCCUGCAUUGACCCUCCACUCUACUCCCAGGACAAGCACGAGUACUACAGGGGCUGGUUCUGGGGCUAUGAAGAAACCCGGGGCUUGAACGUCUCCUGCCUCUCUGUCCAAGGCUCAGCGUCUGUUGUAGCUCCCGUGCUGCUGAAGAACACUUCAGCUCGGUCUGUGAUGUUAGACAGAGCCGAAAACCUCCUUCACGACCACUACGGAGGAAAAGAAUACUGGGAUACCCGGCGGAGUAUGGUGUUUGCCAAGCAUCUGCGGGUAGCAGGAGACGAGUUCCGGAAUAAGUUCCUCAACUCCAGUGACACUGCAGAUGCCAUUCCCACGGAGGAGGACUGGACAAAGCUGAAGGUCAAGCUGGGCUCCUCACUGGGAGGCCCAUACCUUGCUGUCCACCUUCGGAGGAAGGACUUCAUCUGGGGCCACAGGGAGGACGUGCCCAGCCUGGAGGGUGCUGCCCGGAAGAUCCGCAGCCUCAUGACAGCGCACCAGCUGCCCAGAGUGUUUGUGGCCACGGAUGCCAUCAGGAAGGAACAGGAAGAGCUGAAGAGGCUGCUGCCUGAGAUGGUGAGGUUUGAGCCCACCUGGGAGGAGCUGGAGCUAUACAAGGAUGGGGGCAUCGCCAUCAUCGAUCAGUGGAUUUGCGCACAUGCCAGGUUUUUUAUUGGCACAUCAGUCUCCACGUUUUCCUUCCGGAUUCAUGAGGAAAGAGAAAUCUUGGGAUUUGAUCCCAAGACCACGUACAACCGGUUUUGUGGUGAUGAGGAGAAAGCAUGUGAGCAGCCCACCCACUGGAAGAUCACAUACUGAGGGCGCCAAGAGCCCGGGAGCAUGACAUGUCAGCGGUGCCUGGGUCCAGCUCAUCCUGUGGCUGAGGUCACAUCUCACCAGUGUGCCAACCACAAAAUGCAGCAGCCUCUCGGCCCACUGCUGGCAGGACGAGGACAGCAUGACAGUGGCCAUCCUCUCAGGUGGCUACAGAGUUGCAGGCAACGUCGGAGUGUGUAGCUGUUGUCUGCUAGGGUGAGAUUUGCCCACCCUGUACUCGCCAAGCACCGGGAGAGUGAGUGAUAGGCUUAUCACACCCUCCUCUGUCCACAUGGGAAACACAGUUCUCACACACAGUGAGCUUCCAGGCCCGCCAUUAACUGCCAAGAAGUAAGAAGUGAGAAGUGACAGUCACGCCAACUUCAGAGGCCACGUCAGAGAUAAGCUGCUCCAUCCAGUAGCUCUUUGUCCCAUUUCACAGGACUCCUCUCCAGUCUUCACACUGCCACUGAGGGGAUACUGCAGACCACUACAGAUAGAGUGGGUAAGGCCAGGGCAGCCUCGGGCCUGCAGUCACCCAUGCCCCCACAGGACUUCACCGUGGUGUCACAUGCUGCACAGCCACUUCCCUGUCCACUGGUGACAGUGGUACCUACCCUUCCCUUGUGCAGAGCUGGCAAAUCCUCCUGUCCCCUCCCAGCCACUGGCAUGGCCGCCAAGUGGUGUCAGACGCAGUGAUCACAUAUUUAUUCUUUUCCAUUUGUACAUUCAAUUAAUAAAAUAAAUUUUGUAGAAAGCUGUCA
Cavia porcellus (domestic guinea pig) is the source of this 2103-nucleotide messenger RNA. It is a transcript of the gene Pofut2, whose product is annotated as protein O-fucosyltransferase 2. The record is from RefSeq and is a predicted model, not a curated record. The transcript is spliced from 9 exons. Lineage: Eukaryota; Metazoa; Chordata; Mammalia; Rodentia; Caviidae. Bases 53 to 1342 code for a protein of 429 amino acids. Gene Ontology annotation, biological process: protein O-linked glycosylation via fucose. Gene Ontology annotation, molecular function: peptide-O-fucosyltransferase activity.